GUCAGUGUCAUGGCCGUGCAGUUCGUGCCAAAAACUCAUUAUUUCUUCAGUGCAAGUAAAGAUAAAACGAUAAAAUAUUGGGACGCUGACAGAUUUCUUCAUGUUACGACCUUAGAAGGGCAUCAUUCAGAAAUAUGGAGUCUUGCAAUCAGCCGUGACGGCGAGUUUGUUGAGAGGGAAGCUGCUUACGAAGAAAGCGCCUUAACAGGAGUUGAAACAAUUAUUCCAGGUGAACAAGACACAGAAGCUGUUAAAGCUGGCAAGAAAACUAUCGAGACGAUCAAAGGAGCUGAAAGAAUCAUGGAGGCCAUUGAAUUGUAUAAGGAAGAAAGACAGAAAGAACUUGAACAUAAAGCGAGUCAAGUGACUAAAGACAAAACGCUUCCAAAGCGCGCCAUUCAUCCGAUUCUUGCUGCCUUUGGUAAUGUCAGUCCUGUACAGUAUGUACUUCUAGUGGUGAAAAAAGUAAAGUCAAGCGAACUUGAAGAAUCAUUGCUUGUGUUACCGUUUGACUAUGUCAUUGACGUACUGAAACUUCUUCUUGAGUGGAUUAAGAAUGGCUGGGAAACAGAGUUAAGUUGUCGAUGUCUGUUCUUUCUGCUGCGAAUACAUCACAACAAAAUUAUAUCCACUCCUGAACUCCUGCCUGUAAUAGACUCUAUCAGAUCACAUUGUCGUAGCCGAGUUUGCGAAAUGAAGGAUACUGUUGGAUUCAAUUUGGCGGGACUACAGUUUAUUCAAAGACAGCUUGAAAAUCGUGACGUCACAUUCUUUGGCGAAACACGCGAGAGACUGGGACAAAUACGAAAAAAGAAGAAGACGAUUUUGAGGAAAUUUCGAUGAAGGUUGUUUUGCUGUUUAAUACUCUGACAACUAAAACGAUUAUCUUCGAAAGUACACAAUGGCUGAGGUUUGAUGACAUCUGUGAAC
Molecule: messenger RNA, 930 nt
Organism: Xenia sp. Carnegie-2017
Lineage: Eukaryota; Metazoa; Cnidaria; Anthozoa; Malacalcyonacea; Xeniidae
Product: WD repeat-containing protein 3-like
Exons: 11
Coding region: 10-843 (277 amino acids)
Biological process (GO): maturation of SSU-rRNA
Cellular component (GO): small-subunit processome; Pwp2p-containing subcomplex of 90S preribosome
Molecular function (GO): snoRNA binding; protein binding
Source: RefSeq, a predicted model, not a curated record